AUGCUCCCGGCAGCCCUACUGCUCCUGCCCUCGCUGCUGGCGCUUCUGGCUCACGGACUCUCCUCGGAGGCCCCAACCAUGGGGGAAGGCCAGGCCCCAGGCAUUGAGGAGACGGAUGGGGAGUGGACAGUAGCCCCCACACCUGAACAGCCAGAACGAGGCAUCCACUUUGUCACAACCGCCCCCACCCUGAAGCUGCUCAACCACCACCCCCUGCUCGACGAGUUCCUGCAAGAGGGGCUGGAGACAGGCGAGGAGCUGAGGCCGGCGCUGCCUGAUCCACCUACGCCACAGACCCCAAGUCCCCUUCCCCGCCUGGCCAACCAGGACAGCCGCCCGGUCUUCACCAGCCCUACUCCGGCCAUAGCUGCAGCACCCACUCAGCCCCUGUCCAGGGAAGGACCCUGGAGCCUGGAAUCAGAGCCCCCUGAGCUUCAUGUCAUAGCUCCCCUCCCUGCAGGGCCCAGCAUGGCAGUGCCCACCACAGGUCCAGGGGAGAGGCUGGGUACUACACCCCCUAGCAGAGCAUGGACUCCAACCCAAGAGGGUCCAGGAGACAUGGGCAGGCCAUGGGCUCCAGAGGUCAUGUCCCUGACCACAGGGCUUGGGAUUGAGGGGACCAUCCCCACCUCCACGGCUUCAGGGGAUGAUGAGGAGACCACCACUACCACCACCAUCAUCACCACCACCAUCACCACAGUCCAGCCACCAGGCCCUUGUAGCUGGAAUUUCUCAGGACCAGAGGGCUUUCUGGACUCCCCCCCGGCUCCCAGUUCACCCCCUGAUGUCAGCCUGGACUGUUUCUACUACAUCUCUGUCUACCCUGGCUACGGGGUGGAAAUCAAGGUCCGGAACAUCAGCCUGCGGGAAGGGGAGACGGUGACUGUGGAGGGCUUGGGGGGACCUGACCCACUGCUUCUGGCCAACCAGUCCUUCCUGCUGAGGGGCCAAGUCAUCCGAAGCCCCACCCACCAAGCAGCCCUGAGGUUCCAGAGCCUCCCACCACCUGCAGGGCCUGGCACAUUCCAUUUCCACUACCAAGCCUAUCUCCUGAGCUGCCACUUUCCCCGACGUCCAGCUUACGGAGCUGUGACCGUCACUAGCCUCCAUCCAGGAGGCAGUGCCCGCUUCCAUUGUGCCACUGGCUACCAGCUGAAGGGUGCCAGGCUCCUUACCUGUCUCAACGCCACUCGGCCCUUCUGGGAUUCCCGGGAGCCCAUCUGCAUUGCUGCCUGUGGCGGAGUGAUCCGCAAUGCCACCACCGGCCGCAUCGUCUCGCCUGGCUUCCCGGGCAACUAUAGCAACAACCUCACCUGCCACUGGCUGCUGGAGGCUCCGGAGAGCCAGCGGCUGCACUUGCACUUUGAGAAGGUUUCCCUGGCAGAGGAUGACGACCGGCUCAUCAUCCGCAAUGGGGACAACGUGGAGGCCCCGCCCCUGUAUGAUUCCUACGAGGUGGAGUACCUGCCCAUUGAGGGCCUGCUCAGCUCCGGCAGACACUUCUUCGUGGAGCUCAGCACCGACAGCAGCGGGGCAGCUGCAGGCAUGGCCCUGCGCUAUGAGGCCUUCCAGCAGGGCCAUUGCUAUGAGCCCUUUGUCAAAUACGGCAACUUCAGCAGCAGUGCGCCCUCCUACCCUGUGGGCACCACCGUGGAAUUCAGCUGCGACCCUGGCUAUACCCUAGAGCAAGGCUCCAUCAUCAUUGAGUGUGUUGACCCCCAUGACCCUCAGUGGAAUGAGACAGAGCCAGCCUGCCGAGCUGUGUGCAGUGGGGAGAUCACAGACUCAGCCGGUGUGGUGCUCUCCCCCAACUGGCCGGAGCCCUAUGGCCGAGGGCAAGACUGCAUCUGGGGCGUGCAUGUGGAGGAGGACAAGCGCAUCAUGCUGGACGUCCGAGUGCUGCGCAUAGGCCCUGGUGAUGUACUUACCUUCUAUGACGGGGAUGACCUGACAGCCCGGGUUCUGGGCCAGUAUUCUGGGCCCCGAGGCCACUUCAAGCUCUUUACCUCCAUGGCCGAUGUCACCAUCCAGUUCCAGUCAGACCCUGGGACCUCGGUGCUGGGCUACCAGCAGGGCUUCGUCAUCCACUUCUUUGAGGUGGCCCGCAAUGACACAUGUCCAGAGCUGCCUGAGAUCCCCAAUGGCUGGAAGAGCCCGUCACAGCCUGAGCUGGUGCACGGCACUGUCGUCACUUACCAGUGCUACCCUGGCUACCAGGUGGUGGGAUCCAGUAUCCUUAUGUGCCAGUGGGACCUAACCUGGAGUGAGGACCUGCCCUCCUGCCAAAGGGUAACUUCCUGCCAUGACCCUGGGGAUGUGGAGCACAGCCGACGCCUCGUAUCUAGCCCCAAGUUCCCCGUGGGAGCCACGGUGCAGUAUAUCUGUGACCAGGGUUUCGUGCUGACGGGCAGUGCCAUCCUCACCUGCCAUGACCGCCAAGCCAGCAGCCCCAAGUGGAGCGACCGGGCCCCCAAAUGUCUCCUGGAACAGCUCAAGCCAUGCCACAGCCUCAGUGCCCCCGAGAAUGGUGCCUGCAGUCCUGAAAAGCGGCUACACCCAGUGGGGGCUACUGUCCACUUCUCAUGUGCCCCUGGCUACGUGCUGAAGGGCCAGGCCAGCAUCAAGUGUGUACCUGGGAACCCCUCACACUGGAGUGACCCCCCACCCAUCUGCAGGGCUGCCUCUCUGGAUGGGUUCUACAGUGGUCGCAGCCUGGAUGUUGCCAAGGCACCUGCUGCCUCCAGCACCCUGGAUGCUGCCCACAUGGCAGCUGCCAUCUUCCUGCCACUGGUAGCAAUGGCGCUCUUGGUGGGAGGUGUGUACCUCUACUUUUGCAGGCUCCAGGGGAAAAACCCCAUGCAGCUGCCCAGAACACGACCCCGCGCCUAUGACCGGAUCACCGUGGAGUCAGCAUUUGACAACCCAACCUACGAGACUGGAGAGACGAGAGAAUAUGAAGUGUCCAUCUAG
Molecule: messenger RNA, 2970 nt
Organism: Pipistrellus nathusii (Nathusius's pipistrelle)
Lineage: Eukaryota; Metazoa; Chordata; Mammalia; Chiroptera; Vespertilionidae
Source: the annotation of a GenBank genome assembly